Ceratotherium simum simum (southern white rhinoceros) is the source of this 3800-nucleotide messenger RNA. The record is from RefSeq and is a predicted model, not a curated record. Lineage: Eukaryota; Metazoa; Chordata; Mammalia; Perissodactyla; Rhinocerotidae.
GGGGGCGGGCGUGGGGGCGGCGGCGGAUUUCGGGUGACAGCUCUGCACAAAGCAGUUUGGCUGGGGUGCAAGCUCCCCUUCUGCCCGUGCGCAGCGCCCUUCGCCGGGGUGGGAGGUGGACGCGUGCCCGAGGGGCUGAGACUUCGCUCCCCGGAUUGGAAGUGGGGUGCGGGGUGGGGAUCCCUGUCUGCGGAAGGGGGAAUUCCCGGGCCGGGGUGUUGUGAGACCGGGUUCCCCGAUUCGUCGCGGUGUUGCGGGUCCCUCCUAACCCCCCUCAAUGUUUCCUUUCUGUCUAGCGGUGCCUUCUCCCCGCGACUCUCUGCACCUCUUCAGCGCAAAGACUUUCUGAAACAAUGGCAACCCCACGGGGAAGGACAAAGAAAAAAGCAUCUUUUGAUCAUUCUCCAGAUAACCUUCCUUUGAGGAGCUCCGGGAGGCAGGCGAAGAAAAAAGCAACAGAGACGACAGACGAGGACGAAGAUGGUGGAUCAGAGAAGAAGUACAGGAAGUGUGAAAAGGCGGGCUGCACGGCAACGUGUCCCGUGUGCUUUGCAAGUGCUUCUGAAAGAUGUGCCAAAAACGGCUACACAUCCCGAUGGUAUCACCUCUCCUGUGGGGAGCAUUUCUGUAAUGAAUGCUUUGACCAUUACUACAGAAGCCAUAAGGAUGGAUAUGACAAAUAUACUGCGUGGAAAAAAAUAUGGACUAGCAAUGGGAAAACUGAACCUAGUCCCAAAGCUUUCAUGGCAGACCAGCAGCUCCCCUACUGGGUUCAGUGUACAAAACCUGAGUGUAGAAAAUGGAGACAACUUACCAAGGAAAUCCAGCUUACUCCACAGAUAGCAAGGACCUAUCAGUGUGGUAUAAAACCAAAUACUGCUGUUAAGCCAGAGACCUCAGAUCACUGUUCUCUUCCAGAAGAUCUAAGAGUGUCGGAAGUUUCCAACCAUUGGUGGUACUCCAUGCUCAUCCUACCUCCUUUGCUGAAAGACAGCGUGGCAGCACCCCUGCUCUCUGCCUACUACCCCGACUGCGUUGGCAUGAGCCCCUCCUGCACCAGCACGAACCGCGCAGCCAGCGACGCCAGCCCCGGGAAGCUGGAGCACUCCAAGGCAGUCCCCUCUGUGCUGGUUCCAGGCAUGAACCGGUACUUCCAGCCUUUCUACCAGCCCAAUGAGUGCGGCAAAGCCCUGUGCGUGAGGCCAGACGUGAUGGAGCUGGAUGAGCUCUAUGAGUUCCCGGAGUAUUCCCGAGACCCCACCAUGUACCUGGCUCUGCGGAACCUCAUCCUUGCACUGUGGUAUACUAACUGCAAAGAAGCUCUUACUCCUCAGAAAUGUAUUCCUCACAUCAUUGUCCGGGGCCUCGUGCGCAUUCGAUGUGUUCAGGAAGUGGAGAGGAUACUUUAUUUUAUGACGAGAAAAGGUCUCAUCAACACAGGAGUUCUCAGCGUCAGUGCCGACCAGCAUCUUCUUCCUAAAGAUUACCACAAUAAAUCAGUCAUAAUUAUCGGGGCUGGUCCGGCAGGAUUAGCAGCUGCUAGGCAACUGCAUAACUUUGGAAUUAAGGUGACUGUCCUGGAAGCCAAAGACAGAAUUGGAGGCCGAGUAUGGGAUGAUAAAUCUUUUAAAGGUGUCACGGUGGGAAGAGGAGCCCAGAUUGUCAAUGGCUGUAUUAACAACCCAGUAGCACUAAUGUGUGAACAACUUGGCAUCAGCAUGCAUAAAUUUGGAGAAAGAUGUGACUUAAUUCAGGAAGGUGGAAGAAUAACUGACCCCACUAUUGACAAGCGCAUGGAUUUUCAUUUUAAUGCUCUCUUGGAUGUUGUCUCUGAGUGGAGGAAGGAUAAGACUCAGCUCCAAGAUGUCCCUUUAGGAGAAAAGAUCGAGGAGAUCUACAAAGCUUUUAUUAAGGAAUCUGGUAUCCAGUUCAGUGACCUGGAAGAACAGGUGCUUCAGUUCCAUCUCAGUAACCUGGAGUACGCCUGUGGCAGCAACCUCCAUCAGGUGUCUGCUCGCUCCUGGGACCACAAUGAAUUCUUUGCCCAGUUUGCUGGUGACCACACUCUCCUAACUCCCGGAUACUCGGUCAUCAUUGAAAAACUGGCCGAAGGACUAGACAUUCGGCUCAAAUCUCCAGUGCAGAGUAUUGAUUAUUCUGGAGAUGAAGUGCAGGUUACCACAACAGAGGGGACAGGGUGUGCAGCCCAGAAGGUAUUAGUCACUGUACCACUGGCCUUACUGCAGAAAGGGGCCAUCCAGUUUAAUCCACCAUUGUCAGACAAGAAGAUGAAGGCUAUCAACAGCUUAGGCGCAGGCAUCAUUGAAAAGGUUGCCUUGCAAUUUCCUUAUCGAUUUUGGGACAGUAAAGUUCAAGGGGCUGACUUUUUUGGUCACGUUCCUCCUAAUGCCAGCAAGCGAGGGCUUUUUGCCGUAUUCUAUGACAUGGAUCCCCAGAAGAAGCACAGCGUGUUGAUGUCUGUGGUCGCUGGGGAGGCGGUGGUGUCCGUGAGGAGCCUGGACGACAAGCAAGUGCUGCAGCAGUGCAUGGCUACCCUGCGCGAGCUGUUCAAGGAGCAGGAAGUCCCAGAUCCCACAAAGUAUUUUGUCACUCGGUGGAGCUCAGACCCCUGGAUCCAGAUGGCCUACAGUUUUGUGAAGACAGGUGGGAGCGGUGAAGCCUACGAUAUCAUUGCUGAAGAAAUACAAGGAACGAUCUUUUUUGCUGGCGAGGCAACAAACAGGCAUUUUCCACAAACUGUUACAGGCGCAUAUUUGAGUGGUGUUCGAGAAGCAAGCAAGAUUGCAGCAUUUUAAAUAGAACUUGUCUGGACCCAGCUUCUUUCUGUACCCUAAAUGGGAAGUUUGAAACACGUUAAACCUCACUUUCGUAAAAUCAAACAAAAAAACUCUCUCUGGAUAGCAAAAUAGAAAUGUUUCUAAGGUGGUAUAACAUAAACCCAUUUCACUACUCUGAAAGCACUAGACCCAAGAAUCCUUUUAUAAGCACUUAUAUUUAAUUGCAUUUUCCACAGGUCUGACUAGUGCUAAAUCUUCUGGAUUUCAGAAUAAGGCAGAAUAUAACCUUAAUUUAAGACCUUGGAUAUGAUUCUUCCAUGGUUGGAGAUUCCCUUUAAAUUUGACAUUUUGUUUGGCUGAUCGAUUUUCACACAUUGAGAAUGCAAGUCAAUCAAGCAGGAAUCACUAAAAAACCAGAUAAAGCCAUGUAUUUUUCUUCUAUGACAAUUUAUCAGUAUCUUUGUCAAUGAGCCUUAAGAUUUUUAUAUAGCUCUAAUAUGGAGCUUUUACAUAAAAUUUAGAUAAAUUUUUCCUUUUGGGAUACAGCCCAAACUCUUCAGUCAAAGGUAAAUGAAGCUUCUAGACUAUUUUAUAUUGUACAUAUUUCUUCCCAUUGGGUGUUCAAAAGAAAUUUAAAUUCAGGUUAUCUUUUGUGAUAAAACAUUUUAGAUUUGUGCACUCAUUGGCAAAACAGCAAAACUUUCAAUUCCUUAAACAGUAUAGGUGUUGUGUCUUUGAGCAUGGGGUAGAGAUAGUGUGGUCUUCAUACUUGAGACAAAGAAAAUAUGGCUAUUUUUCUUAGAGCCAAGUUUGAGCGGAUAGCACACUUUAAAUAGCCUUAAUUUUGGCAACCACUGGCAAAAAGAUCUUGUCAGAUAACAUCAUAAAAGCCUCUGCACUGCCUCUUUUUAAAAUAACUGACUUAAUCUGUAGGAAUAUUUUUUACAGAAUUAUGUUUUCAGUAUUCUAUAGGCAGGUCCACUGGAAAACUGCAGAAAAAUG